UAUAGCUUCAAUAUGGCCGACGCAGAUAGCAUUGACAUUUUCUGAUAAAUAUGUAAACAUGCACGCACUUCUCACCUCAUAAUCAUAGCCAACUUAAUAAGUCAAAUUAAAAGUGAACAGGUAGCAUCUGCUUAACAUAUAUGCUGAUUGUUGAACGUGUGUAUGUGUUCGAAAUCUUGUAGAUUAGUAAAUCAUCAGGAUUAUUUUUCGUUCAUAUUUGUUCAAGGGUUUUCCUGGACUACGUUUUAUUCAAGUCCUUUGGUUGAAUCAGGUUCCCUACAUGCAGAUCUUGCGCUUGGAGCAAGUCAUCAAGGAUAUAACCAGCAGAAACAAUGGAACCAUCAUGCCAUCAGUAAACUGACAAGGUUUUGAUGUCUGAGCCUUCGCAGGCGACACCCCGGGAGGCUGGGGACCAAGCCUCCUCACAGGGUGGGGGUGGGGCUGUCAUGGGGACACACCCCACAGCCCGCCCCCGAAAUGGAAUUAGCAAGGAGGAAGAGGAGGAAAUCAUGAAGGAAGUUUGUGUAAACAAUGGGAUAAGCUAUAACAAAGUGUCAAACGGCGGGGAAGAUUCAAAUCGUGUUCUUUCACUUGAGAUCUUCUUCUCUGGCUACCCAAAGAUGGUAGGCCUGAACAUGUUCCCGAAUUUACGCACCCUUGUGAUCAUAAAUCAGUCGGGCUUGCAGCGUAUUGAGGGUCUCAACUCUUGCCCGAAGCUGACUGAACUGUGGGUGUGCGAGUGUGCAAUACAGAAAAUUGAGCAGGUUCACUACCUGAAGCACCUCCACAAGCUUUACUUGUACAGCAACAAGAUCAGAGUCAUAGAGAAUCUGGAGGCACUCACAGAGCUGGAGGUCCUGUGGCUCAACCAAAACGAGAUUCUUAACAUCGAGAAUUUGCAAGGGCUUUCCAAGCUUAAGCAGUUGAAUCUGGCUGAAAACAAGAUAGAGAAGAUUGGCCAUACCCUCGACUCUAGUCAGCACCUAGAGGACCUGAACCUUUCUGGAAAUAGGAUUUCUUCUCUCAAGGACCUGACUCACCUGAUGCGGCUGCCCCACCUGAAGAGUCUCAGCCUCAAGGACCCCCUGUACUCGCCCGCGCCCGUCAGUCUGCUGUGCAACUACGCCACCCACGUGCUGUACCACCUGCCGGCCCUCACCAGGCUGGACACGUACGAAGUCUCCAGCAAGACGAUGACAGAGGUCGCUGAGACAACAGUGCUUAAGAAAAAGAUGUAUUACAACAUGCGUAUUCGCACUGUGUACCGUAACAUGGCACAGGUGAUAGAAAAAAUGCAGACCUACCAGCAACAUCUGCUUCAUUUCCCGCAGGAGAGAUUACGGGCAUUAAUCUCUGUACUCAAGGAGAUGGAAAACAGUGAUAUCACACAUGAGUACGACCAGCCUAACGUGACCUCAAACACAGUCAAUUCUGACAAUCAACAGAUGGAUCUACAGAAGUUGAGUAGCUCACCACUGUUCACAGCUAAGCUGGAAGCUGUGAGAGAAAGAGUGAAGAAAUGGGAGAAGAAAUGUGCUGAGAUUGAGUGGUUCUAUGAGGAAAUGGUGUCCCGCUUUAAGGAGUCGGCCAGCACUCUGGUGAACCGCAUGGUUGUGGAGUUGGAGUCAGGAGGCAAUGUGCGAUAUGAGGAGGGAUCUCCCUCAGACUUGUGGUUCACAUCUUGUCAUGAUCUCGUUCUGUCACGAUUUUGUGCCUCAGAUUAUCGCGAACACGGCAUAGUUGCCAUAAAAAUACGUAGAAUCAUCCGAUUGCAUAACCGAAUUUUGCGCAAUCGUUUUGAUGAAAAACUUACUUCUAUUGUCGAUGAUCCAGAAGGGGAAUAUUACAUCUCAAACAGAAGUGUGGGGUACAAGAAGCUGUUGGAGUACCUGUUCUGGAUGUGGGACCCUGCCCUGUCUGGGGGUACCUUGGAGCCAGAGAGGGUCCUAGAGGAGGGCUUUAUGGACGCUGACAACUAUCUGAAACUGGGUCGUGAUGGUGCAGUGCCUCUGAGCAACAGUCUCAGUCUGGCUGACCGACACCGCAUUAACCACUUGAUACAGAAAAACAGGGGCAAGGAUACGCAGGAGUUGUGUCCCUUUAAAUAUGGUCAGUUGGUUAUCUCCAAGGUGUACCUUGGCAAAAAUGCAAAGGUUAUGGAUGAUAAAAUGAUACAACAGCAGUCUUAUUCAAAGCUGGAUUCAGUAUACAGGCCAAGAAAAAUGUGUAUCAGGCAAGAAAAAAAUAUCCUGAACCUUGAGAGUGCCCCCUGUGAGUGUAGCUCUAGGCAGUGUGAGUGGUACAUAUUUGACAGAGACCUGGUCCUGCCAGAGUACAUCGUGGAAUAUGAAUAUGUAACAAAGAUGCAUGCUAAGUCCCCAUUUGCUGCCUUCAACGACGUACUGCUGGACAACAAGGACAGUAGCUACCCCAGCCCACCCCCACUUGAGGAGGACAAGGGUAUUGACAGCGACGUUCUAAACAUGGAGCCACAGAGCAAACAAAGACCCAGACUGAUAUCUCUCACAGACGAGUUACUCCUGAAGCUCACCAUGGAGCAGGAGCUGGAACAUAUUAUGGUGCUAAAUCUCCAUGGUAACGGCCUGACACGUCUCAAGCCACUCCAGCCGCUACGGAGCCUCCGACGCCUGGUGGUCAGCUUUAAUGAGCUCACACGGCUGGAUGAGUUGGCACAUAUGGGGCUGGAGCAGUUAGAUGCAAGUUUUAACAAAAUAACCACUUUAGAAGGGUUAAAGGGUUUAAACAAGUUGAAGAUGCUAGACCUGAGCUGGAACAAGCUGACCAACACAAAGGACGAGCUGUCCUUACUGAGGAAACACACGCCAAACGUGACGGCACUAGAUGUGCGGAACAAUCCCUGGCAGAAGGCAUACAAUCUGAGACUGAGAAUCAUUGGCAGACUCAAGUCCCUCUCCGUUCUCAAUAGGAUCCCUGUCCACGAGUCCGAGUCCUCAAGUGCCCUUCGAGUUGCAGCGGGCUCGCGCAUAUCCCAGGUGUCUCUCCUCACCUUCUCAAGAACUGACCAAUCGCGGCCAAGAUCGCUUAGCCUGCUCUCUACCAGUCAGAUUAUGUGCGCAAUGAGCCGCAAUAAACCAGAACGAGUGAAUGACCACGAUACACAUUGGUACUCAAAGAUCACUGCCUUGAACCUUGAUGGUCAGCACAUCACCAAACUGUCCAAUCUGGAGAAGCUGGAACACUUGAAAUACGCCUCCUUCAACAAUAACGAUAUCACUAAGAUUGAGGGUCUGGACCAUUGCCACAAACUAGAGGAACUAUCCAUCGAGAACAACUGCAUCACAAAGGUGGAGGGACUGUCAAAAAUCUCGAGCCUGCGCAGACUCAGCCUCGGGCUUAACUACAUCACAACCAUCGAUAACUCAGGGUUCCAAUCCCUUGUGCACCUGCACUAUCUUGCCCUCGAUAAUAACGAGCUGACUACAAUUGUGGGUUUGCAGAACUGUACACCGCUUAUGGAGCUUUAUGUAGGAAAUAAUCGCAUGGCUAACAUAAGGGAUGUCUUCCAUUUGAAGGGACUGGGUAAUCUGGUGAUUCUGGACAUGUACGGAAACCCUGUGGCCAAUGACAACGACAACUAUCGACUGUUUGUCAUCUAUCAUCUAAGGACAUUGAAAGCACUUGAUGGAACAGCCAUUGAGGCUGCAGAAGGUAACAAUGCCAAGGACAUGUUUGGUGGUCGUCUGACCCCUGACUUUGUGGCAGAGAAACUGGGACAUUCCAACUUCCUUGAUGUGCGGGAAGUGGAUCUGCCAUCAAGUGGAAUCAGAAUCGUGGACCUAGGGGCUAGGGACGUGUUUCUUAAUCUGCGCAGUAUAAAUCUUGAGCACAACAAUCUAACAUCAUUCAGUGGAUUGAUCUACUUGCCAAAUCUCAGGGUGCUAUGUUUGAACCACAAUCGUAUUGAGUGUGUCAUGCCAAAGCCUAAGCAGCCCAGCAAGUCUAAGACAACUCUGACUGGUAACCAGGCAACCCUGCGCAAUGGCGCUGACCUGUUUAACCAGGACUCGAGUCUCAACCCUGUGCUGGAGAAUCUGGAGGUGUUGCAUUUAGGGUACAACUGCAUCAAAGAUAUGGCUGCUUUACAGCUAAGCAGGCUGACAGGGUUAAAGGCACUGUUCUUGCAAGGAAACGAAAUUCAGAAAGUGGAGGGCAUGGAAGGGUUACAUGAUCUUCGAGAGCUUGUCCUGGACCGCAACAAGAUCAAGAACGUGUGCGAGACCUCCUUCAACAACCAGUGGAAUCUCCAGGAAUUGCACAUGGAGGAGAACCGUCUUAGAGAGCUUGCCAACUUUAACUGUCUAGAGAACCUGCAGAGGCUUUACCUGGGCUCCAACAGAAUUCAGGAGGUAAUAGAGCUGGAAAACCUGGAUGGACUUCACAACUUGAUAGAGAUUUCUGUUGUUAAUAACCCUGCAUGGUCAUUAGUGAAAGCUGCAAGGCGACACUUACAUCGUCCCCUGCUUGUGUAUCGCUUGAAGAACCUCAUGGUGAUCGACGGGAUACCAGUGACAGAGGAGGAGCGGGCAAAGGCGGAGCUUUACUUCAUGGACCAACAGGAGCUUGAGUUCGGCUUGAAGGGCAGUCUUUUAAAUUCAUAUGAACCCGGCCUUGCCGGGGUGGUUGCGGCCGAUGGCUCCCUGCCCGGUAUUGGCCAGUAUAAGGCCCAAGUCCCUGUCAAGGUCACCAACAUGCAGCUGGCAACCUCUCCUCUCUGGAAUGGAAGUAUCUUCUAUGACGAUACAUCAGCAGCACAAGAUAUUGCACAAAGAGUUCAACUGUUGCCAGGUGGAGGGAGAAGGCGAUCCAAGCAGAACGGAGAAGCGUCCAACCAGCCCGCCCCACUCGGGCGCACGAACACCAUGUACCAGGCAGGAUGUGGGGGAACUGGAGGGUACGGAGGGUUUGCCUACACAAACAGCGGGAAUCGGGCACAGUUCUAUUUGAAUCAAAUUCCUUAUGUGGCAACACAGCCAUCACAAACUGCAGAGUAUGUUGAGUGGUUGACAAGAUAUUUUCUGAAUACCAUGCAUCCUUCGAAAUGAACAACAAUCGAAACAACAGAAAAUAAACAUUGACCUGAGGAUUGACCAUGAACACUGCAACUGUACCUUGGUUGCUAUUAGCAACAGGCUCAGUUAUGGGAAGUAUAGAACAGCCAUGAUACCUGUUCCAAUGUCUCUAACAUGUACAUCUACAUAUGCAGAGAUCAUUUGACUGAAACUGUUUUUACCAUGGAUGCCUUAAGCACUUAUGCAAGCAUUCAAAAGUUAAGACUUGGGGUACAAGUAACACAUUUUAUUGUUGAAUGUUUAACAUUUUGUGAUGUCCUUAAAAAAUCUCCAACAUGCUUUAUUGGCUUACCACAUGUUGUAUGUCUCAAAGCUUACAAAGGACACAGUUGUGUUUGCUAUAAGAAAAGUUACUAACAAGCUAUACUUUUAAAAACCUUCAACAUUUGUGAUAUAAAAACAUAAAUAUACAUUUUUAGCAUGUGAACUUUAGAUAAAGUUGUGAAUAACCUGAUUUUGAUGGACCUUGGUUGUGUUGGGAAAAUGGACCUUGAAGUGGGUUUUCAGAGAGAAAGAGAGUGUGAUUAGUAGCAGUUACUGGAUAAUUGCCAGACAGUUAGUACAAAAACAUCCAAUCCAGUUAUCAUACCGUAUGCCACUUUAAUAUUAUAUAUAUUUUCAAACCAGAGAGAUUGCGGCAGAUGUCACUAUGUUUUGGCUAGCUCUGUAGUUAAUCCUUGUGAAAUGAUUAUGUAAUCGUGAAAUCCCUUUUUUUCCCCGAUGUUAUAGCUGAUUUCAUAUUGCCACUUAUAUGAAAAAUACUGAAAAUGAUGCCAGUAGGCUAAGGUGUGCACAGUCAGACAGUGUGGGAAAACUAAGGACAUUAUGGGGUUGUGCACAGUCAGACAGUGUGGGAAAACUAAGGACAUUAUGGGGUUGUGCACAGUCAGACAGUGUGGCAAAACUAAGGACAUUAUGGGGUUGUGCACAGUCAGACAGUGUGGCAAAACUAAGGACAUUAUGGGGUUGUGCACAGUCAGACAGUGUGGCAAAACUAAGGACAUUUUGGGGUUGUGCUAUAUAAAUAAAUUACUUAGUCAAAUUUUGGAUUCCAUUUCAUGUGGAAAACUCCAGUAUGUAUACAUGAUCGUUAUUUACAAAAAGCAAAUUUUUGGUCUUGCUCUCUCUUUUCAGACACAUACAUCUCCCAAACAAUUCUCCCAUACAAUUAGAUAUAAUCAGUGCUGUGCAAGUGACUUGAAAAAUGUUGUAGAAAUCAAACUGCAAAAACAAUCUUGUUGGAAGUUACAUGUUGUCCAACUACAUUGUUUUAUACUUAAUUCUUGGCUAUUUUUAAACAUGUUUGAAUUUACUUCAGUUUUAUAUAAAAUAUAAUAUGGAAAUGCCUAUGUGAUUGCAGACUGACUUGAUGUGCCCAUGUCUGUUUUAUUUGUUACUAUGAUAAUCUGUUUUGCAUAUUUCUCAAUGUUUUAUAUUUAAUCUUGGAUAUGGAAAGCAUUUAUACUGACAAUUAUUGGUUUUGAAACUGUUUUCAUAACAUAUGAUCAUUCCACUUUCAAUUGCACGUAAUGUAAAUAACAAUGCAUUCCUUUAUUGAAAGCAUUCCAAUAGAUAAUGGACCCAGUACUGGAUAUGUUUUAUUACAUUGCCCAAGCACAUGUGUAGCACUUAUACAUUUUAGUUAAAUAAGUAAAUAUGUGUAGCUCGCCUGUAAGUAAGUAUACUUUUCUUACAAUCAAAGGUGUGGUUUAGCUAGUAUAUUGUGUUUUAUAAGUUUCGUGUUGGUGCAUUGACAUUCAAAUAUAAAUGAACAUCAAGAUUUAUUUUUGUACUCUUUGUUGCUGGUGUAGAGAAUUGUAUGACAUAUGCUGUUUUAUGUUAGAUUUUAUUUGAUAUGGCAUGUAAAAAAUGUAAACUAGAUAAACAAAUGUACUUAAAGAAUGUACAUUGGUUAUACACAGCACUGUUAUUUGUACAUUAUUCCUCUCAGGGGGCAUGCACAACAAUUUUCCUUUUUAUUAUUGAUAUGUUGUACCUACAUUUGAUAAAGGUUAAGAAUAAAUACACAAAAUAUACAAAUAAAGCAAACACAUGUUACUGAAUUACAGGAUCAGUAUUAUAAAAAUACAUUGUUUUAAGAAAGUUUAAGACAUGUUGACAUGUAAGACUUGGAAGAAAGUGAAAAAAAUAUGUAAAGUCCUUUUACAAACAUAGGAGCUGUGUUUGUCAUCUAAAAGUCAGGUCCAAUGAUGUUCUUAAAAAGCAAGUUACAAAUAUGGUGGUUGUUAAACAUGAUAGAUCUUUGGUACUUUAUAUCAUGUGCAACUUACUUUUCUGGAAUAUCUUCUUUUUUUCCUUUUAAAGGAAAUAUUAUAUUAUUUCCAAAUAUUUAUUCAGGUGCUUAAAUAAUAUAGAUUUGACUUGUUACAAUGAUACAAAACGUCAAUAUUUGUAGAAUGAUAUUUGUCAAUAUUAUUAAACUGUUAGGAAUUCGAUCAUAAUUUAGCUGCUGAAAUGUUUGUAUUGAAGAUUAACACCUGCAUUUAUGGGUAUAUUUUUUAACUGUCAUCUUGCUUUUUCAAUAACUCGUUCCUUCAGAGUGGGGGUAUAUAUACAUGUAUAUAAAUUAAAGAAUACGUUUCAUUUCAGUGUACGUUUUGGACCUUUGAAUGAUUUCGUUGCUUGGCAACAUAGUUAUAAUUGAAAAAAAAAUAAUGUGCUUGUAAAUACAUUAAGGUGUUAUCUAUAGUAAUAUUGUAUAUAAUAAAUGCGUUUUUAAUAAAAAUGCACUAUAAUCAACUAAUGCCGUCCAUGUUCGUUCCCACUGCUUAGCGGUAUUAAAUAUUAUUGUAGAUGUUACUUUAUGUAAAAGUGUUUAAACUUUUUAUUAUGUAUUGUUAAUUUAUAUGAUAAUUGAAUCAAAUCUCCGUCCCAAUCACAUUGUAUUUUUGAAUAAAGAAAAAUAACAUA
Molecule: messenger RNA, 8042 nt
Organism: Dreissena polymorpha
Lineage: Eukaryota; Metazoa; Mollusca; Bivalvia; Myida; Dreissenidae
Product: leucine-rich repeat-containing protein 9-like
Exons: 40
Coding region: 372-5084 (1570 amino acids)
Molecular function (GO): protein binding
Source: RefSeq, a predicted model, not a curated record